GAUGCACAAGACAUAUAAAAUAUAACAUAAUUCGAAUAAUAGUUUCUUCCUUCAUGAUAAUAAUAAUAAUAAGAGUAGUCUCUUCGUCGCCGUGGGGAUUGAAAAAUUAAAACACCUAUUCCAUGGGCUUCGCCACCGUCCUUUUCCGAUGCUCUGUUUUCCUCCUCCUUCUUGUUCAGCUCUUCUCGGCCGCUGCCGCCACCGGAGGGUCAUACUCGAGGGUGAAGUAUUUGCCGGGAUUCUCAGGACCUCUUCCCUUCGAACUAGAAACUGGGUAUGUGGGUGUGGGAGAUUCAGAUCAAUUUCAGAUAUUUCAUUAUUUUAUCAAAUCCGAUGCAAAUCCCAAAACGGAUCCUCUCAUUAUUUGGCUUACCGGAGGUCCCGGUUGCUCUGCCCUCUCUGGACUUGCCUUUGCAAUUGCUUGAUUGACUGUGAUUUGGAUGAUUUUAUUGAUGAUCUAUUUAAAGGUCCUAUAAGUUUUAAGGAAGAACCAUACAAUGAUAGCAUUCCUGAACUACUCUUAAACCCCUAUUCAUGGACGAAGAAAUCUAGCAUAAUAUUUGUAGAUUUGCCUGCGGGGACUGGAUUUUCAUAUGAUACAACUUCGUCCGCUUUUAAGCCAGGAGAUUUUAGUCAAAUUCACCACUAUCUUCAAUUUUUAAGAAAGUGGUUGGUUGAUCACCCAGAAUUUAUAACAAAUCCAUUUUAUGUUGGUGGAGAUUCAUAUUCUGGUAUGAUUGUUCCAGUUGUUGCUCAAAAAAUUGUAGGAGGAAAUACACUUGAAUUUCCAAUUAUAAAUUUUCAGGGAUACAUAUUGGGAAAUCCUUAUACUAUUCGUGGUUCCGGUGACAAUUUUGCAAUUCCUUUUGCCCAUAGGAUGACUCUCAUCUCGGAAGAAUUAUUUGAGUCAUUGAAAACUAGUUGUAAAGGGAAAUACGUGAACAUUGAUCCAACCAAUGUGGAGUGCUUAAAACAUUACAAGAUAUACAAAGAGUGUAUUUCGAAUGUCGAGCCAGCAUGUAUUUUAGAUCCAAAGUGUCCAUUUCAGUCUCCAAAGCAACAAGAUAUAUAUGAUCGAAGGUCUCUCAAUAGCAUUCCAAAUUUGUUGAUCAAUCAAAACUCAUCACUCUCUUUUCGUCGUUGCCCUGAAUAUAAAUACAAACUUUCUAAUGAUUGGGCUAACACGGAUCAAGUUUGGAAAGCACUUCACGUUCGUGAGGGAAGUAUUGAAGAAUGGAUAAGAUGUAAGAAUAGAAAAGAUUACACUUUUGAAAUCGAAAGCGUUUUUUCUUAUCACGUGAAGCUUAGUUCUAAAGGAUAUCGAUCUUUGAUCUAUAGUGGAGAUCAUGAUAUGUUGGUGCCGCAUUUGGACACUCAAACGUGGAUCAAAGCUUUAAAUUAUUCGAUUGUUGAUGAUUGGAGACCAUGGUUUAUCUUGGAUCAAGUGGCCGGGUAUACUAGGCAUUAUGCAAACAAUAUGACAUUUGCAACUAUAAAAGGUGGAGGGCACACAGCAGAAUACACAAGAAGAGAAUGCAGCAUAAUGUUUAGUAGAUGGAUAUCUGGAGAAUCCUUAUGAGUUGAAUUUACUUGUUCAAUUAUAAUCGAAUAACUUAUAUUAAAAUUUACAAUUAUCGGACUAGGCCAACAUACAUAUAUGUUCAUUAUCUUUUAAUAUCUAAAAUGAUAAUAUAUUUUGUAUGCAUCAUGAUUCAAAUAAAAAUAAGUCUAUAAAAACGACAAACUACCUCACACAAAUAUUAUA
Benincasa hispida (wax gourd) is the source of this 1765-nucleotide messenger RNA. Lineage: Eukaryota; Viridiplantae; Streptophyta; Magnoliopsida; Cucurbitales; Cucurbitaceae. The record is from RefSeq and is a predicted model, not a curated record.